Messenger RNA from Cloeon dipterum, 4000 nucleotides. RefSeq lists its product as uncharacterized. Lineage: Eukaryota; Metazoa; Arthropoda; Insecta; Ephemeroptera; Baetidae. The transcript is spliced from 7 exons. Bases 2237 to 3922 code for a protein of 561 amino acids. The record is from RefSeq and is a predicted model, not a curated record.
AAGACUCUCGUGAAUUGAGGAGCGGAAACCGCUAACAAGUAUAAACGAAACACCUCACAAGCGUCUUUAGAACGUCAGCAGCAUUUGAAAAUAUCAAGUCAUGAAUGAGGCAAAUCUAGAUUUAUUGAGCGAUUUGGAGUUCACUAGCCUUGAGUCAAGAUUGAAAACUGAGAGAUUGAGAAGUAAGCGUUUGCAGUCGUUGUUCAAUUUGUGCAUGAAUGAGGUAACUCAAAAUUUGGAGAUGGCACGCGAUCCCAAUUUCCGGUCUGCUUUGAGUAGAGUUCCUGCUACUUUGGUCCAGGCUGUCUUGAAAAAUUCCCUCAGCAAAGCAAUGAACGUUGAAUUGGACCAGAUCUUGCUUCUGUGCACGGAAAAUUUGACCGAGUUUGAUUUUGAAUGGAUCAUGCAGGGAAAGUCUAAUAAUACAUUCGACGCUAUUGCCAACAUUAGUGUAUGUCUGCACCAUCUGAGGCAAAAAUGCUCAAAAAUAGCCGCACUGCGAUUAUGCUGGCCAAGAGAGCUGCAGUUCGACUUUCCUUUGAAUCAUCUAACCCAGUGGAAAAAUCUGAAAUUCCUAUCGGCCCGUGAUUUCAUUUUUGACCAAAACUGCUUGCAGCUAUUGGCACAAAACCACAACGAACUAGAGACCCUGGAAAUGAGUGUUUUUAUAAGCAGCUGGGUUUUAGUGUCUGCCUUCGCUGAAUUUCAGAAUCUGCGGAAGCUCAGUAUUUUAGGUACCAUCCCGAAAGACGAGAAGGUGGUGAAAUUCCGCGAGAGGACAGUAAACAAACUGUUUGCGGCGAUUGCUGCUUCCGUGCCAAAACUAUCGCACUUCCACUUCGAGCUGUCCGAGCGCUGUCCUUCGCGAGGAUCGGACGGAUUCAUCGAAGAAUUGGUCACUUCUGACCGGUUUGCCGGACCCCUGCAUCUGAUCGAGCUGAAAGUUUUCAAUCUCAUGAUCCCGUGGCCGGCUAGAGACCUUAGUUUGGGCAAGCUAACGAUUUACGGCGAUUUUCUAGACUCAAACCCCGACACUGUGGAUAACUUGAGAACAAUUCCUACCGAAAAUUUGAACACGCUGGUACUGAACGAGGUGGACGCGGAUUUUCUCUACCAAAUAUUGCAGUUUUUGGGGAGCAAAGUGCAACAUCUAGUGCUGCACUGGUCUCACCCGCCGGUAGAUUUGAAUCUGUACAAGAUUCUGCAAAUGUGCCCGCGUUUGCUAAGCAUAUCUCUGGAUGAGUUUUCAACUGCAGAAGAAAUUGAGGGGUUUGAAUUGAGUCCACGGUUUUUCCACCAGAUGAGAGAGUUUAAUUUCUACAGGAGCAGAAGCGAAAUAAUCAAUCGAUACCACAACUGUGAAAUUUUCAAAACGUUCCUAAUCGGCUCAAACAAUUUAAGUCCCAAACUGCACAUUUUCGUCGGCGAAUUGCUGCAGACCGUUUUAAAUGCACUUGAGGGAGACCCUACGAGUUUGAAAAAUGUUAUAGAUUUGGAAUUGGACGUUCAAUUUCCAGACCAGAUCCCCACUUUGGCGCAAAUUGCUAAGAUUAUGAUUCAGCGUGCACCGGGAUUACAAAAAAUUAAAAUCGGAUGCCAGGGACUGGUCAGUGAGAGGAGAAUGAAAUCCUUUUUAGAUGGAAAUUUCAUCCGACUGAUAUCUGAGCUCGGUGUCAGUCUGCAAUUCGACUGCUCUAAGUAAAAAUUGGUAUUUUUGUUAUUAUAGUUAUUUUGGCUAUUUUUGUAAGUAACAAAUAUUCUGUGUCAAGAUUAUAUUUAUAAUUAAUACAUAAAUUUAAUGUUCAAAGUUUUAAGAGAAUUAAAAAUAAAUAUAAUUUUACUGACAAACUAGGGAACAUUUUUACGUUUCACAUGAUGGAAAAACUGUAGAAAAAUAAAAUUAUUUAAAAUAAACAUAACAAAAAUGGUAAAAGCGCUUCAUUGACAACCACGUGAAAUUGAUAUCCUUAAAAAUUUCAAAUUUUCUUUAAUUGCAGAUUAUUAUGUUAUAUAAAGUGAAACCCUUCUUUAUAUGUGACACCCGUGGCUGCGCGCACCCUCCAGUUCAGUGGAGAACAAGUGAGUCGCGAGAGCCGCAAUGUGAAUAUAGACGGUGUUCACUGCUGCUUCUGGUGCUCAUGCUUAUACGCUCAUUCCUUUGCAAUAAAACACAGUUUAGAAUUGACAAUGGGCAUCAGAUGACAUAAUCUUAUUUGGAUUUAAGGACAGCACCAAAAUGUCAGACGAAAUCGCGUACAUGAGUGAGCCAUUUUUCAAUUUGAUAAUGAGAGCUGUCAACCGAGAGAGAUGGAAGAGAAGGAGGGUUGGGACAUUAUUGGAUCUCUGCUUAACAGCAAUCAUAAGAAAAUCGUCUCUUUUUGAGAGAACUCACUACCUAACACAAAAUAUGCCUAAAUCAUUGGCAAAGACGCUAUUCCGAUUCAUAAUCGACGCACUGGAAGCCAAAAAGAAAGUGGUGGCGGGCGUCGGGAUCGAUUUUCUGCUGCAGCUCGUCAACGAUUCGUUCCUCGAAUUCGAUUUCGUGGCUUUGCAGCAAUUGGUGCCGGCGACCGAGCAGCGCUUUGAAAACAUUCAAACGAUAUGCGUCCUGCUGCACCACAUCCAAAGACACUGUCUACACAUCGAGUGGCUGCGGCUCUGCUGGCCUAACGAACUGCAGUUCGCUUUCCCUUGCCAAAGUGUUAGCCAGUGGACACACCUCAAGUUCCUCAGCAUUAAGGACUUCAUUUGCGAGCCAAAAACUUUGCGGGUGCUCUCGAAAAAUCACCAAAACCUCGAAGAACUCGAGAUAACGAUUUUCCUGAGCGAGGAGGAAACGAGCGAGUGCGUAGGGUACCUGACCAACAUGAAGAAGCUGCGCAGCCUGAGUCUACAGAUCACAAUACCAAACCCAUCAUUCGUGGAGCAGUCACGCUUCCGCACGAAGACCAUAGUGGCCCUAAUGGCCAACGUGGCGUCCCGGACCCCCAGUCUGACCAACUUCCACUUCUACCUGUCGGACAACUUCCCGGUCAACAGCUGGAAAGGCUUCGUGGAGAAAUUCAGCCGCAUUCAGCAAGAAGCCGAGCGAGUGGUGCACCUAACCGAGCUGGAACUGGAUUCUCUGCAGUGCGAGUGGCCCAAGAGCCUCACCGUGGGCAAAUUGAAGAUCUUCGGCCAGGAUCUGCAACCCUCCUCCAUCGCCAAGCUGGCCACGAUUCCCAGGGAAAGACUGGUUGCAUUGGAGCUGCACGGCGUGCGUGACGUGGAUGUCUACCGAAUUCUGCACAUUUUCGGCCCGACCCUGACGCAGCUGGGCCUCAAGUACGGCCUGCCGAACGGAGCCACGCACUACCGUCUCAACCUCUACAAGGUUGUGCAGGCGUGUCCGGUGCUGCAGAAGCUGUUCGUCGACGAGUUUUCCACGUCGGACAGGCCGGAAGACUGCACCCUCGACGCGGAAAGUUUCACUAACCUGCAGGUGUUUUCCAUUUACAGGACCAAGUACGAUAACAUGCAUUUGGUGUACCGCUACGAGAACUGCAAACUGUUCCAAAUGUUUUUGCACGGCUCGAAAAAGAUCGACUCGCGAGUGCAUAUUUACGUCGAGGAGAUGAUCCCUGCCGUCCUGCAGGCCUUGCAGGACGACCAAGAGUGCCUGAGGGAGGUCAAGGAUCUGCACAUCGACUUGCAGUUCCCGCAAACGCGUAUCCGACUUGUGAUGCAGAUCGGGAAGAUCCUCAUGCUGCGCUCGCCCGUCCUCGAGAGGAUCAAAAUUUGGUACCAGUACAUAUUCGACCGUGGCACAUUGGACAUUUAUUUGGAGAAUUGGUUUAUGAAAAUGGCUGAGGCUUUGGACGUGUGUUUGGAGUACGAGCCGAUUUAUAAACGGCCCCUCGAGUGGGAGGCUUACAGUGAUUGAAUAAUAUAAUGGUUAUGAUGUAGUAAAAGCGUGUCUACUUAUUUUUUACUUAAGAGAAAAUCCCCUUUAUUACCUUGU